AUGGCAUUGACGGUCAAGCAUCUCAACGGUGAUGCUUCUUUCUUUCUGUCCUUCGAGCCCAUUCUAACGAGCCCGACACCCGGCGCCAUCAACGCCGAGCCGUUCCGGAUUCUCUUGGAUCCUUGGAUCACCGGGCCGUCCAAGAUCUUUCAUUCCAGAGUUUCUACAUCAACCCAUAAGAAGCCGGCGUGCAUCUCGUCUCUGCAAGAGCUUCCUGAACCAGAUCUAGUCAUCAUCUCCCAACACAAGAGCGAUCACUGCCAUGAGGCAACCCUUCGCCAGCUGCCAGCCACGGGCACCAAGACCAUCAUCCUCGCCGAGCCAGCUUCCGCACGUCUGAUUAGAAGCUGGAAGUAUUUCGACAAGGAUAAGGUGCGAACGAUCCCCAAGUGGGAGAGCCCCAAGGUCACUGGCCGCCAGGGUGUUGUAAGGAUCCGCGUGGCACCACUUGUGGAAGGGGGGGAACCGGGCGAGGUCACGGCCGCGUUCAUCCCGCAACGGCGAGACCUCUCUGGCCUACAUGGCGCCAUCGGGAUCACCUACCGUCCUCCGAACCUCUCCUCAUCGCCCCUGCUAUCGACCAAAAAGGCAAUUUCGUCCCGCGCUGCAACCCCGAUCCUUUCACCUCCUGCUACACCGAAGUCACACAGGUCCUACGCGCACCUACCCAGAAUCUCAUCCCUCUCGAGCACCCACGAUGCCGCUGCCGACCUAUAUCCUCCCACACCCACAUCUCCCGGGAUGUCCUCCAUCCGCUCAGAGCGAUCGGCGGCUUCGUUGCCACUGUCCGUCUCGUCCCACCUGACAAAUUACACUGCGGCGACAUCAGCCACCAACCGUUCCACAUUUCCAGCACCGUCAAGCAGUAUGGUCCGCAGCGUCGAACGCCCCCUUUCGAUCAUCUUCUCACCCCACGGCAUCUCCUUCCCGAGCCUGCAGAGCUACACGACCGGUCACCUCGUCGCCGAGGCCGCGCUCCCACUGACUGCGCUCCUCCACUGCUUCGACAACGUCAGCAACCCGUGGUGGCUCGGCGGCAACAUCCUCCUCGGCGCCCCCGCGGGUGCCGAGACAGCCGGCCGCCUGGCCGCCCGCACCUGGAUCAGCGCCCACGACGGCGACAAGGAGGUGCGCGGCAUCGCGACGGGCCUGCUGCGCACCCGCAAGUGGCACCCCGAUGAGGUCGCAGGCGGCCUACUAGCAGUGUCGGAGGAGGUGGCCAACUCGAGACCGGGAUCGCGGCCUGGAUCCGCCGUCGGCGGCGAUGGCGGCUGCGGCGGUGGCCUGACCGGAUCCUCAGGCGGUGAUCUCCCGAGAGGCGUCGCCGGUAGCACCACCCGCACUGCGCUGCGGGGGAAGGGAACCGAGGUCAUCGCGCUCGUCACCGGCGAGGAGGUUGUGCUCACCAGCCAGGGUGUCUGGGACGUCGGCCGAGACCGGGAGCCCGGCGGGGCCGAGGAUGACGGCGACGGGGGUUGUCGAGGAGGAGAAGACGACGCCGACACGGACGCCAACCUCGACUCGCCCGGAAGGAUCAGCAAUGCCUGUGGCUGCUAG
Phialemonium atrogriseum is the source of this 1557-nucleotide messenger RNA. RefSeq lists its product as uncharacterized. The coding region runs from base 1 to 1557 and encodes 518 amino acids. The record is from RefSeq and is a predicted model, not a curated record. The transcript has 2 exons. Lineage: Eukaryota; Fungi; Ascomycota; Sordariomycetes; Cephalothecales; Cephalothecaceae.